UUACUUUGUGCCACAUUUGAGUAUGAGGGAACACAACAUCACACAUUUAGUGCUCACAAACCGUGUUGCAGAAGAUCAGCAAAACAAUGCAGGUAAGAACUCUCAUGUUGGAAGCAAGGAUGAAAAUGCAGACAGGGGGAACUGGAGCAAUAAGAGAGAAUAUCUGUUGUCCAUGAUUGGAUAUGCAGUCGGACUUGGAAACGUGUGGAGGUUUCCGUACCUGGCGUACAAACAUGGAGGGGGAGCCUUCCUCAUUCCCUACACAAUCAUGCUGUCAGUCGCAGGGCUGCCACUCUUUUUUAUGGAGAGCUCUGUUGGACAGUUCUGUAGCCAGGGACCCAUUAAUAUGUGGAAAGCUGUGCCAAUAUUGCAAGGUGUUGGAAUUACCAUGAUGCUGGUUAGCACUUUAGUGUCCAUCUACUACAACAUCAUCAUCGCAUACAGCAUAUACUACAUGUUUGCAUCAUUUCAGUUCCCAUUGCCUUGGAGCGAUUGCUCAAGUUGGUCAGAGAAAGACUGCAAUAAAACAGUUAGAGAAUAUUGCAAAGUGACUGCCUACAACCUGAGUCUUGUGGCUGGGAAUCAAAACUGUACAGAUGAGUUCUUGAUUAAUGAACCAUUGAAGAGCUCCAGUGAGCAGUACUGGGACUGCGUGGCCCUCCAGCGCACUAGCAGUAUGGAUGAGACAGGGCCGGUGGUCUGGCACUUGGCACUCUGCCUGCUAUUGGGCUGGAUCAUAAUAGCUGCUGCCCUUUACAAAGGCAUUAAAUCUUCUGGGAAAGUCGUGUAUUUCACGGCAACAUUUCCGUAUGCUGUACUGCUCAUCCUGCUAAUACGUGGCGUUACUCUGGAUGGUUCAAGAGAUGGAAUCGAAUAUUACAUUGGCUCCCAGUCUAAUCUUACAAAACUGGCUGAGGCCGAGGUUUGGAAGGAUGCAGCAACUCAAAUAUUCUUCUCACUGUCUAUUGCAUGGGGUGGUCUAACAGCACUGUCUUCCUACAACAAAUUUUAUAACAACUCCUACAAAGACUCCAUGAUAGUGUGCAUCACAAACUGCAGUACUAGCAUCUUUGCUGGCUUUGCCAUAUUUUCCAUCCUUGGACACAUGGCACAUGUCUAUGGGAAACCAGUUUCAGAGGUUGCACAGGCUGGGUUUGCGCUGGCUUUCAUUGCUUACCCUGAUGCCCUUUCCAAACUUCCUGUGUCUCCGUUGUGGUCCAUCCUGUUCUUCUUCAUGCUCAUAACACUUGGCCUGGACUCUCAAUUUGCUGGAAUAGAGGUGAUCACAACAUGUCUCCAGGAUGCCUACCCCAGAAUCUUAAGACAGAGACGGGGCCCUAUUACCGUAAUCAUCUGUAUCAUACUCUUCCUUCUUGGCCUGCCGUGUGUCACCGGAGCAGGUAUAUACUGGGUGAAUCUGAUAGAUUCCUUCUGUUCUGGAUGGAUUCUUCUGAUCACUGGAUUGUUGGAGGUCGUCGGUCUCACCUGGUUAUAUGGUGGAAAUCGGUUUAUCCAAGACAUUGAAAUGAUGAUUGGGACAAAGACCAACCUUUUCUGGAUGUGGUGGAGGGCUUGCUGGUUUUUCAUCACUCCCGCUGUUCUUCUUGUCAUUCUUGUCUGGUCAUUGUACACGUUCACUGCUCCCAUGUACGGCUCAGUGGAAUAUCCACAGUGGGGCAUUGCUCUGGGUUGGUGUAUGACUGCCUUCUGCCUCAUGUGGAUCCCAAUUGUGGCUCUCUGGAGGAUAACAAAAGCCAGCGGAAGCUUAUGGCAGCGGAUCAAAUUAGCGUCUUUGCCCACUGAAGACUGGGGUCCCUACCUGGAACACCACAGGACUGAUCGCUAUGUCCGCAGAGAGACAAAAGACACAAAUCUCUUUGUAAUUACAAACCAAAACACUACCAGAGUAUAAGGUACCUUAUUAUCAUAUUUUGUUUAUGGUAGUUACAUCCAUUUUUUGGGAGUUAAGUUGUUACUGCUUUGUGGAUAUCAUAAGCCACAGUAGUGCUCAGGGAGAAUGUAUCUAUGUGGGCUAUGGCCAUCACGGACAAUUCCUCCACAGCCACCAGAGAACAUCGAACCAGAUCUGUCUCCAAACUUACCUCAUAACAUACACCUUCUCAGCCAUCAUCGCCACAUGAUAUAGAAUUAAACUAUCAUUAGCACCUUGUCAAUGUUCAGUUCAGAUAUUUUUACUUGACAGUUUAUGCUGCUUAUAUACAGUAACAUCGACUAACAUUUCACUACUAUUCCACUAAGUCUUUAAGAUUCUCCACCACACACAUAUUAUCUAGCAAUGACUAAAAUACUUUCUUCCUUAAAUAACAACACAUUUUCAAUACAGAAAAUUUUAGAAAGUUGAAAGAAGAAUUAGUCAUAAAGUCAUCUUAUAAUCUUUACUGAGUUUUCAAUCAAAAGCACUUAUUACUUAGUAGUGCUUAUGGCAGCAAGUAUUGGCCAUAAUCUUGAUACCUUAUCCAGCUCCGAUCUGUGAUGCUGUUUUGUUUUUACUGAGAAAUAACACUAAAGACUUUGUUUUUCUUUCUACACUGUAUACAUUCUGUGUCAAACCUCUAUUCAACAUCCUUGUUGUGGUCAUUAUUUUCCAAUUUGUGGAAUAGAGGAAUUGUUUUUUAUUGAUGGUGUUAAAACUUACAGUGUUUAGCGGUUUCAUGUUUUAGUGUUUCAUUUAGUGUCAUUUUUUGUUUGAAAUCAUAA
Molecule: messenger RNA, 2718 nt
Organism: Tachysurus vachellii
Lineage: Eukaryota; Metazoa; Chordata; Actinopteri; Siluriformes; Bagridae
Gene: slc6a14
Product: solute carrier family 6 member 14
Exons: 14
Coding region: 23-1912 (629 amino acids)
Biological process (GO): sodium ion transmembrane transport
Cellular component (GO): membrane
Molecular function (GO): L-proline transmembrane transporter activity
Source: RefSeq, a predicted model, not a curated record